Messenger RNA from Photinus pyralis (common eastern firefly), 1703 nucleotides. RefSeq lists its product as uncharacterized. The record is from RefSeq and is a predicted model, not a curated record. The transcript is spliced from 4 exons. The coding region runs from base 438 to 1703 and encodes 421 amino acids. Gene Ontology annotation, biological process: apoptotic process. NCBI's taxonomy places the organism in Eukaryota, Metazoa, Arthropoda, Insecta, Coleoptera, Lampyridae.
UUUUACGCCGGUAGACUUUACAUUGAAGAAUCAAUUCAAUAUAUUUUGAUUGACCUGCACAAUGGUAUUAACAGGGAAAUUACGCGAUUGGAUUUAGGAUUUACUCUGUAAACAGGAUCUGCUACUAACCUAGCUCAAUUCCAAAGACUAACAAAUUCUUAUGAUAAGCGAUGAGAUCAUUUCCUCUGACAAAAUACAGUGCUCCUGUGUAAGCGUAAACGCGCUAUCAGCAAAAACAAUAAAAUGCGACUACGAGGCUGGCGACAUUAUAACCGCUUUAAAAAUAAGUGAGCUGAAUUGCACCUUUUCAACUACGAGUAACGAGUGCCUUUAUAAUACUGAAUUAGUGAAUUUAGACCGUGUCGGUAUAUCGUUCAUAGUGGUUGUGGUUCUCUGGUGCCGUUUGGUUACGGACGUAUAUUCAAUCUUCUGUAAAAAUGGCGUAUAUAUUCAAAACGUGGAAUGUAAGGCGUACAGCAAAAAAAGUCGUUUUCCUGAACGAAUCUACAUCAGAAUUGUGCAAAACACUCAUUGUUGAAGCUUCCAAAAAACUUAAUAUUAACGGAGUACGCUUAGUUUUGGAAUCUGAUGGGACCGAAAUAGAUGACGACGAAGUUGUAAAAAUACUUCAUAAGGAAAUUUUUCUUGUGCUAGAGGAAACUGAAGAAUGGAGUAGAGCAGCGGAUGACACGCAUCUGAGUAUGCAUUCGCAUGAUUCCGCUUCAUCUGCAUUAACUGUGGAAAACCUAUCUGAAUUUGAUACUGACAGUGGUAGCACAAGGGCAUCCACGCCAAGCUCUUGUAGUAGUCGUACAAUAAGUGAAAAUACGUGGCUGUCAUUCAAAAUUCCAUACGAAAAGAUGAGUUCUACAGCAAUGAAGAAUUUUGAAAAUGGUGUACGUUGUCGUCAGUCAAUAAAAGACAUGAUACAUUUGGUUACUGACGAAAUGCUCGAAGUGGCCGAAGGCUUUGUUCCCAACACAGCAUGCAAAAUUAUUGCAAGAAAACUCGUAGAUAAAUUCCCUAAAAUUUUUCAAGAUAGAGACGACGAUGGCACUGUGAUCGGAGACGGCGCAAUUACAACAUACAAUCAGGUGAAAGAAAGAAUUAAGUACGUAACAGCUUCAAGAAAACGACUACAGCGACCGAAAAAUAACCCAAUUCCCGUCAACAAAAGAAGAAAAAUGAUGAACUUGAAAUCUGGAUGUGUAAGUUGGCAACCAGAAAUACAAAAUAAUUUGACCAACGAUGACAUGGAAAAUUACCUUAGAACAGCCGAUUUUGAAACUUUUGACGAGAUAACACAAGACAUGAUGAACAAAUCGUAUCCUAAGCAACGUUUAUUUUUAAAUAGUUUACCACCACCAUCACUGCAGAGUAUUAAAGAAACAUGGCCGAUCUUAUUAUGCAAAAAUGGAAUAUAUUUUCAUUACCAAAAACUAAUGGGCCAUAGCAUUAAUAAUUUAACAGACACUUUAAUUGCAAAAUCUAACAAGUUUUUUACUUUUGGACUGAAUAAGAAAUGGAUUAAGGAAAUUCCCGUUGAUAGGGAAGAGGAUGAAGUAAUUGUGACCGUCUUGCAGAUUAUCGUGAAAUACUUUCAGGAAACUUUAACAGUUUUAUACUGCAAUAUUGGUGACGAAUCUGAUAUUGAGUCUACGACGACAAACGCUCCUGCUAUUGCAUGUUUACAGAGUGGUUAG